Phycodurus eques (leafy seadragon) is the source of this 1061-nucleotide messenger RNA. It is a transcript of the gene ntpcr, whose product is annotated as nucleoside-triphosphatase, cancer-related. The record is from RefSeq and is a predicted model, not a curated record. Gene Ontology annotation, molecular function: ATP hydrolysis activity. Lineage: Eukaryota; Metazoa; Chordata; Actinopteri; Syngnathiformes; Syngnathidae.
CAAAGCAGUGAAGCAGAAGGCGGGCGCUGGACGCGGCACCAAAUGCUCAGACACGUUUUCUUGACAGGACCGCCAGGUGUGGGUAAAACCACGUUGGUCCAGAAGGCGUGUGAUGCGCUGCUCUCCUCGGGCCAGGCGGUGGAAGGCUUUUACACGGAAGAGGUCAGGGAAGGAGGCCGCAGAGUGGGGUUUGAUGUGGUCACAGUGAGUGGAGAAAGAGACCACCUGUCCAGAAUCAGAGACAUUGCGGGUGACUCUCACAGCAGACGGGAGUACACAGUUGGCCAAUAUGUUGUGGAUUUACCGUCAUUUGAACGCCUGGCCCUCCCCCUCUUCACGAAGGUACACCACACGCUAGCGUGCCUGUGGGCUCGGAAGACGGGACCGGCAAGAAGGUGUUUGUGCCUUGACGAGAUUGGUAAAAUGGAACUCUUUAGCCAGCCGUUCAUCAAGGCGGUGAGAAUGACAUUAGACUGCUCUUCCUGCACCAUUUUGGGCACCAUCCCCAUCCCCAAGGGGAAACUGCUUGGUCUGGUGGAAGAUGUGCGGACUAGGAGCGAUGUCAGGGUCUUCACUGUGUCUAAGGAAAACAGAAAUGCCAUUCUGCAAGAUAUUCUAUCAGCACUUCAGGAGUGUUUAAAAUAACACUGCUAACACAAGGAUAACAACUCUAGAAAGGUAAACAUGCAAUUAAAUUCAAUUGACGUCUUAUUUUCUUGUUAAAGUAUGCAUCUACGUAAUAUAACUGGGUUGUGACCCAACCACCCAGCCGCUCAAUGAGCACACAAUUAACGUUUUGCUUUGUGCCUGCUCAAAAUGGAUUCUGUGCUGAAUAAUUGAUGGAUGACAGCAGGUUACCUUCUGUUGUCAAACUGAUAGUCUUCAAAACUAUUCAUACCAUAUGCAGUAAUUUAGAUUUUCCCCAAUUAAAGACAUUGAGCCGAUCUUUUCAGGUCAUUUUGAGGAUGUGCUCAUGAAAAUCCAAUCAACAUACUGUACAUUAUUUUGUCAUUUAUGUUCUAUUCAUAGAAUAGCAUGAAAAAUAAAUGUUUUUGUUCUCA